AUGGAUGCGAGCAUCGAGGCUCAGCCCUACAGAUGGCCUCAUAAUGGAGGUUUUAGUCCCGAGACUACUGCUCUAGUCAUUAUUGACAUGCAGAAAGACUUCUGCUCCGUCGACGGCUACCUCGUCCACCAAGGAUACGACAUCACCCCCGUUCAAUCCAUCAUCCCCACCCUGCAAGGCCUCCUAACCGCCUUCCGCUCCCACGGCUUCCCAAUCUACCACACCCGCGAAGGCCACCGCCCCAACCUCUCCACCCUCUCCUCACGUGAGCUCCUCCGCAGCAAAAACAACCCCUCAGGUCUCGGCAUCGGCGACGUCGGCCCCCUCGGUCGCCUGCUCGUCCGCGGAGAACCAGGUCACGAUAUCAUACCAGAACUGUACCCCAUCGACGGCGAAAACGUUAUCGACAAACCGGGUCGAAGUGCUUUUCAACAUACCGAGUUUAAGUUGAUGCUCAAUAUUAAGGGAAUCAAGAAUUUGGUGCUGUGUGGAGUUACGACGGAUGUUUGUGUGCAUAGCACGAUGAGGGAGGCGAAUGAUAAUGGAUUCGAUUGUCUGCUGGUGGAAAAUGCUACGGCGGCGAGCGAGCAGCAUCUUCAUGAUGGUGCGGUUGCGAGUGUUAAGGCCGAGGGUGGGAUUUUUGGGGCGGUGACGACGGUGGAUAAGAUUAUGCUGGCGUUGGGAGUUGGGGAGAUUCCGUCGAGGUCUCAGAAUGGUCAUGCUCGCUGA
This is a messenger RNA of Mollisia scopiformis, 729 nucleotides long. RefSeq names its product isochorismatase family protein. The record is from RefSeq and is a predicted model, not a curated record. The coding region runs from base 1 to 729 and encodes 242 amino acids. The transcript has 2 exons. Lineage: Eukaryota; Fungi; Ascomycota; Leotiomycetes; Helotiales; Mollisiaceae.